UGACAAUCUGGGGGCCUGAGUUAUUGGCCGGCUUCGUGAGAAAAGACUACUAUCUGGAAUGUUUGACCCCAGACAACGGAUGACAAGAACUUGGUCCAAGCUUGUUUUCCAACACAACACAACAGGCUUACAGUUAGCCUGGAGAAGACAUAAAAGCCGCGACAUGAACGGCCAUAAUCUGGCUUCGUGAUAGCAGCUCGACUCGAAUUCGACAACCGUUCGGCACCGGCAACUUGGGCAUCAUCGACUGGUCAUCCGCCCUCCCCAUCGUUGAGGUAGUAGAUCGUUCCUUCAGCACACUCCUUUGAAAAGAUUUCAGUCAUUCCUUGAUAAAGAGACCAACUCUCCAUUCCCUCCUUACACAAUGACGCUCCUUAAAAAUAUUCUUGCCUUUUCGAUGGGGCUGGCUUCUCUGGGAGGAGCAUACGCCAAGCUCGACUUGUCUUCUUCUAACAACGUGGUUGUAUACUGGGGCCAAAAUUCCUAUGCAGGAUCUGGGAGCCUGGCCCAGCAAAACCUGGGUUAUUACUGCGAUGACAGCAAUAUCGAUGUCAUUGUCCUUGCGUUUGUGAUGAACGUGAACGGACCUGGAGGAGCACCAGCAUAUGACUUUUCGCUCACCAGUAAGAACUGCACGUUGUUCGAAGGCACCAACUUGCCAAACUGUCCCCAAAUUGGUGCCGAUAUUACCACGUGCCAGAAGAAGGGGAAGACCAUCAUCCUGUCAAUUGGCGGUGCGACGUACAGUGAAGGCGGAUUCCAGUCGCAAUCUGCUGCCCAGUCCGGUGCCGACCUGAUCUGGCAGACGUUCGGCCCCCAGCAGUCCAACUCGACGGCUCAUCGGCCCUUUGGCAACGCAUCAGUGGACGGAUUUGAUUUCGACUUUGAGGCCACUGUAAACAACAUGGCACCGUUUGCGAACCGACUUCGUCAACUUUCCGAUGCCGAGCCCUCGAAACAGUACUUCCUGACGGCAGCGCCGCAGUGCCCUUACCCGGAUCUUGCAGACCAGCAGAUCCUCAACGGACCAGUGUCGAUUGAUGCCGUCUGGGUCCAGUUCUACAACAACCCCUGCGGCUUGGGCUCUUUUGUUCAGGGCCAAAGCACGCAGUCGACCUUCAACUUUAAUCAGUGGGACAACUGGGCCAAGAACGUGUCUCAGAACCCGAAUGUGCGAGUGAUGCUCGGCGUUCCGGCGAAUACCGGGGCAGCCGGCUCGGGCUAUGUGCCAGUCUCGCAGCUGCAGUCGAUUAUUCAGUAUACCAAGACCUUCAAGAGCUUUGGCGGCGUGAUGAUGUGGGAUGUCACGCAGGCGUACGCCAACUCGGGCUUUCUGAGUGGCGUCCGCAGUGCUCUGGGGCAAACUGCCUCGCGGGUGUUCGGAACUCCAUACCGCUACCCCCUGCACUUGUGGGGUCCUGAGUCCGACUCUAGCUGGAAGAAAUGAUUGAUUUUAUGAUGAUACCCCUUGUAGGAGUGAGUGUGUUUGAGAGAAUUUAAUAUGAGGGAGGAGAGAAG
Aspergillus costaricaensis CBS 115574 is the source of this 1518-nucleotide messenger RNA. RefSeq names its product glycoside hydrolase family 18 protein. The transcript has 5 exons. Gene Ontology annotation, molecular function: chitinase activity. Lineage: Eukaryota; Fungi; Ascomycota; Eurotiomycetes; Eurotiales; Aspergillaceae. Gene Ontology annotation, biological process: carbohydrate metabolic process. The coding region runs from base 365 to 1447 and encodes 360 amino acids. Gene Ontology annotation, cellular component: extracellular region. The record is from RefSeq and is a predicted model, not a curated record.